AUGGCAAGAGAAUUGAAGUUUUGGUUUCUCUCUCUCUCACAUGCCUUGAUUCUUUUAGCAGAAUAUUGCAGUGCAGAAGACACGUUAACCCAAUCCCAACGGCUCUCGGUGAACCAGAGUCUUGUUUCUGCUGGUGGGAUGUUCGAGUUGGGGUUCUUGAUUCCUGGGAAUUCCAGAAAGCUGUAUUUUGGGCUGUGGUACAAGAACAUUCAUCCUGCUCGUUCGAUUCUUUGGGUUGCAAAUAGAGAAAACCCUCUUCUGGCUAAUGAUUCUGACUCGAGCUUGAAGAUUGGAAGAGAUGGGAACCUAAGACUCGUGGAUGGGAAACAAAAGACGGUUUGGUCAACAAAUGUUUCUGUCCAUUCCAGUAGUAACACAACUGCAGUGCUUACAGACAUGGGAGAGCUCGUUCUUAAAGAGUCUUCGACAGGAUUGCUUAUGUGGAAUAGUUUCGAUUACCCAACUGACACGAUUAUUCCAGGAAUGAAUCUGGGAUAUGAUGUCCGGGGUGAAGUGGACCAAGAAUUGUCAUCCUGGGACUCAGAAAAUGACCCCUCACCGGGAAAAUUUCGAGUUGGAAUUUCCCAGGAAACGCCACCUCAAGCAUUCACUUGGAUUAAUAACUCGACGCCAUAUUGGAGAAGUGGCCCGUGGAAUGGGUGGAAAUUCAUAGGAAUACCAGAGCAGUAUACUGGAUAUUCUAACGGGAUGAAUCUCGUCCAAGAUAAUAAUCUGGGAACUGCCUAUUUAAGUUUCAACACCUUCAACAGCUCCUAUGUUUCGAUCGUGACUAUAAGACCAUCAGGCGUGUUGCAGAUCAAUCUGUGGGAUGAUAAAAUGAAUGCCUGGGACCUCAACUGGGAAGCACCCAACCAUUUAUGCGAUGUUUAUGGAACUUGUGGAGCUUUUAGUGUUUGCGAUAAGAAAAAGUCUCCAUUUUGCGAGUGUUUAAGAGGUUUCGUACCCAAGUCAAGAGAGGAAUGGAGUAACGGGAAUUGGACAAGUGGCUGCAUGAGGCAGACUGAACUUCUAUGUGAGCAGCAUAGGAGUGGCAUCGCCCCCAAUGAAUCUAAAAAUGACACAUUUUUUAAGCUAACAGAGAUGAAAUUGCCCGAUCAUUUCAUAUAUUUGUACGAUAAAGGCAUGGAAGGUUGCAGGGAAUGGUGUUUGGAAAACUGUUCUUGUGUGGCUUAUGCAUUUCCACAGGGAAUUCGCUGUAUGGUUUGGACAUCGAGCCUAAUCGAUGUUCUGCAGUUCUCGUAUGCAGGAGAGGAUCUGUAUCUUCGUCUUGCAAAUUCUGAAUUUGGAGACGAUAAGAGGAAGAUAAAACUCAUUGUUAGUUUGGCAACAGUUACGAGUGCUAUCCUUUUGGGAAUCUUGAUUUAUAUGAUCUGCAGGAGGAGAGCGAACCAAGAAGGAGAAGAAAUGGAAGGAAUUCAUGCGAUACCUAGUGAUUCAUCGGAGUUGCCAAUGAUUGGUUUCGAUGAACUAGCAGCUGCUACCAACGAUUUCAGCAACGAUAACAAGCUCGGUGCAGGAGGAUUUGGUUCGGUUUACAAGGGAAUAUUAACAGAUGGGCGGGAAAUAGCAGUAAAAAGGCUAUAUAGUUUUUCAGGACAAGGAACCGAAGAGUUCAAGAAUGAAAUCUUGAUCAUCUCGAAACUCCAGCACAGGAAUCUUGUUCGGCUAUUAGGCUGCAGCAUUCAUGGGGAAGAGAAGUUACUGAUCUAUGAGCAUAUGAAAAAUAAAAGCUUGGAUACUUUGCUCUUUGAUCCAACGAAAAAAGUACACCUUGAUUGGGCAAAGCGUUUCAACAUAAUACAGGGUAUAGCAAGAGGACUUGUCUAUCUCCAUCGCGAUUCCUGUUUGAGGAUUAUUCACCGGGAUCUCAAGGCUAGCAAUAUUUUGUUGGAUGAAGACAUGAACCCAAAAAUCUCAGACUUCGGGUUGACAAGAGCAUUCAGGGUGACAGAAGAACUAGCAAAUACUCAUAGGGUUGUGGGAACCUUUGGCUAUAUGUCACCUGAAUACGUCAUGAGAGGACUAUUUUCUGAGAAGUCGGAUGUUUAUAGCUUUGGAGUAUUAUUGUUAGAGGUUGUCAGUGGUAGGAGAAACUGUGAAAUCCAUAACAAUGAAGAAAAUUUCAGCCUUCUCAAUCAUGCAUGGCAAUUAUGGAUUGAAAGCAGGGAAGUUGAUCUGAUAGACGAAUCAAUUUCGAACUCGUGUUCGUUUACAGAAGCACUACGGUGCAUAAGGAUAGGGCUGCUUUGUGUGCAAGACCAUACAUCAAACAGACCCACAAUGUCAAAUGUAGUAUUGAUGUUGUGCAGUGAAACAGAUAUUCCUCAGCCAAAACAACCCACUUUCACAUUCCAAAGGUUGUUGGAUUCUGAUUCCAGGUCACACAGCUCCAGAAAUGAAAUCACUGUUUCCAUGACUGAAGGCAGAUAGAUAGAUGUGAGAGCCAAUAUAUUCAAGUUUGUGUUUAAGGUUUCGCAAACAUUCAGUGGUGAUCAAGACCAAAACCUCAUUAAAAAUUGUUUGAAAAGUUAAAGAGUAACAGAGAGUUCCAAAGAGCAUGAAGAAUCUGCCAUUUUUUUUUUCUUACUUUAUAGGCAAAAUUGACUGCCACUCCCCUUUAUUCUCACACCUUAAAGCUUGUGAUACCCUUAUCUACUUUGUCAAAGACAUCAACUUUCUCAAGAGGAGUUGCUGACUUCAUCUAACAAUUGCCCAAAGAUUCCAGGGAAAGGAAUAUGCAGCUAACCAUGGCAGGAAUAUGCACCACAACAGGUAUCAAUACUAGGCUGCUACCUAUCUAUUUUCUGAGAGUGGGGGAAAAGUGAAUUUCAAGGUACAUUAAAGAGAUGUAUACUCUGUUGCAUGAACAAUGUAUCAUGUAUGUAUAUCCGAUGUAAACCAAGACCCUACUAUACCGUAAAAGCUAGCUCAUGACUCAUUCGGCC
Ipomoea nil (Japanese morning glory) is the source of this 2966-nucleotide messenger RNA. RefSeq names its product G-type lectin S-receptor-like serine/threonine-protein kinase SD1-29. The record is from RefSeq and is a predicted model, not a curated record. The transcript has 7 exons. Bases 1 to 2451 code for a protein of 816 amino acids. Gene Ontology annotation, molecular function: protein serine/threonine kinase activity; ATP binding. Gene Ontology annotation, biological process: recognition of pollen; protein phosphorylation. Lineage: Eukaryota; Viridiplantae; Streptophyta; Magnoliopsida; Solanales; Convolvulaceae.